GUCCUUCUGUCAACGCGCGAAGUCCAUUCUUUAUUAACUGUAGGGUGUCAGCCCCCCAAGAGAAAAGGUUCAUACAUAUUUUCCUUUCCUUUUUGAUUCCUGCAUUUCCUCUAUUGUUUCCCGCUUGAAGGGUUUGAACGGAAGAUUAAGACAAGGUGGCUUCAGACAGUGCGCAAUCUUCGGGUCCGAGGGAGGUUAGGGACCCCGAGCUGGUUCUCGACACUCACGAUUCGGAUGAUGAAAUGCCCUUGAAUCGCCCAUCUAUGCAUCGCCCAGCCGACACCCGAGCAAACCAGCCUUUGCUCAAGGAUGACCACAGAGGGCGACUGUCAAACGCCAGCCUGGGCCAUGGGGAGGCAGAGGCCAGGCCCAUGCUACACCAUUCGCGGCGGCCUACAAUCAGGGGUGUGAGCCCGGAGCGCAACGCGGAGCAGGAGACUCGGCGCAAGUACAUGAUCGCGUCGGGAUUCCUGUUGUUGAGUCUGGCUAGUUUCGUGGUGCAGACGGAGACCGCGGUAUAUAUUCAGCAUGAGUUACACUGGGAUAAACCAUACUGCAUGCUCUAUCUUACACACGGUUCCUGGGCCCUACUUUGGCCGGCACAACUCCUCAUCCUCCGAUUGCAGCAGCGUAAACUCUCAUGGACAGCGUUCUGGCGACGCCAUGUCUAUCUCCUUCGGACGACCGCCAAGAUGGUGGAAGCUCAAGAUCUACACCUCACUUCUCGCGACUCCCAACGAUCACCGGUUCGAUACAUGCUCAAAACGACCGCGUUUGUCACCACCGCUCUCACCAUAGCCGGUGGCUCUUGGUAUGUCGCGGUCAACAUGACAACGGCCAGUGACUUGACCGCGAUCUACAACUGCUCCGCCUUCUUCGCCUAUGCGUUCUCCAUACCCCUACUCAACGACAAGCUUCGCUUUGACAAAGUGUUUGCCGUCGUGGUAGCCAUUUUCGGCGUUCUGGUCGUCGCGUAUGGAGAUAGGGACGAAAGUAAGAAGACUGCAGAUGGUACGGUCGGCAAAGCGCAUGAUGAGGCAGAAAAUAGACUCUUCGGGAACAUCAUUAUCGGAGUUGGCAGUGUGCUCUAUGGGUUGUACGAGGUGCUCUACAAGAGAUAUGCUUGCCCUCCAGAGGGCACGAGUCCCGGCCGGAGCAUGAUCUUUGCCAACACUUUUGGCAGCCUCAUUGGGUGCUUCACCCUGCUUGUUCUCUGGAUUCCUCUGCCCAUUCUCCAUAUCCUGGGCUUGGAAACGUUUCGCUGGCCUACUGGUGAAGCUGCAUGGAUGCUUAUGAUCUCUGUCCUUGCUAAUGCUACAUUCUCCGGCUCCUUCCUGGUUCUCAUCUCGCUCACUUCCCCCGUCCUCUCUUCUGUAGCAGCGCUGCUUACCAUCUUCCUCGUCGCCAUCGCCGACUGGCUCCGAACCGGCCAGCCCCCCUCCGCCGCGGCUAUCAUCGGCGGUAUCCUUAUCAUUGGUGCCUUCUUCCUGCUAAGUUGGAGCACAUACCGAGAAAUGAACGAAGAACGCAAGAAAAGCAUGGCAAAUGACCAGUCCGAGUCCGACCUCGAUGAAUAGACAUCGCUUUAUUAGACGGGACCUAUAUACCCUUCCUACCCGCUGGUGGAGUCCUGUGUUGUUUUCCAUUGGUCGCGCGGAUCGAUCUAUGGCUUUAUCAUCUCAUAUCUAUUGCCUUCAUCUGUGUAUAUGCAUUUAUCAGGAGUACUUUCACACUUUGUUUCUAUAGUAUAUAGAAAGAUAUAGACUUGGGAGGAACGGUUUCGG
Aspergillus piperis CBS 112811 is the source of this 1784-nucleotide messenger RNA. RefSeq names its product DMT family transporter. Gene Ontology annotation, cellular component: endoplasmic reticulum membrane. Gene Ontology annotation, biological process: intracellular calcium ion homeostasis. Bases 243 to 1577 code for a protein of 444 amino acids. Lineage: Eukaryota; Fungi; Ascomycota; Eurotiomycetes; Eurotiales; Aspergillaceae. The transcript is spliced from 3 exons. The record is from RefSeq and is a predicted model, not a curated record. Gene Ontology annotation, molecular function: enzyme regulator activity.